AUGCAAACCGUUGACAAUAUUAAUCCUUCGACUAAGACGAAAGACCAAGGCAAUCGCUGGAGUACAGUACCGAAGACCAGAAAUAAAGCAAUAAGCAGUAACAUCACAUCAAACGUAAACGGCAAUGCAACUGACGGAGUAGCUGAAUGUACAUGGUGCCAAAACAACUUUCUGGUCUUAGAUGACCUAAAUGAAUCCUGCAGAAUUAUCGACGAGAUGCAGAUAAAAAACCGAAUUGGCAGCGAUGGAAGCAACGAGGGCAAAGAUAAACCGCCAGCAAGCAAGCGUCAGCAAGCAAGAGUACAAAACGACAAAAAGACUGUAAUAGUGGGAGACUCGAUUGUCAAAGGUUUGCAGCAACACAAACUUUCGAAAGCAGCAAAGCAGAGUGUGGGUGUGAAAUGCUUCCCAGGAGCGACUGUUGGGGGAUAUGAGCGAUUAUAUAAAACCCGUGCUACGUCAAAAGCCAGAUACCGUUAUUCUGCAUGUGGGAACAAGCAGCACCACUAACAAGGAAGCAUGCGAGAUAGUUAAUGACAUUGACAGAUUAUGCCAAGAGGUCAAAGAAAUUGAUCCCAACGUUGAAAUAAUAUUGUCUGAAUUGAUCAACAGAGAGGACAAUGCAAAGGCCAAAACAAAUGUUCAGGAGGUAAAUCGUUUGUUAGCAUAUUACUGUACUGCGACUAAUUCAAAUCUAAUUAUACAUAACAACAAUAUCCUCAGUAAGUCGCUUAACAGAUCCAAAUUGCAUCUGAAUAAGUUCUACUUUAGCUAAAAACUUUAUUAGUUAUUUACAUAAUUUGUAGCCUAUAGGUAAAGUUCCAACUCUUUACAGCAAAAUUUCCGAUACCGAGCCAAGUUGCUCCAUUGAGAAGAUUAUUCAGGAUCCGUUCCCUAAUGCAAGCGAAAAUUUUCAAAAUUUAGAGAUAGAGAACGAGAAUAACAUAAAUUUUCUACGAUCACUAAAAGGAUUUAGAGUUGGACAUAUAAAUAUUGCUUCACUCGUCAAGCACAUUGACGAAUUGAAAAUAUAUCUUGAAAAAGAACCAUUCGACAUCCUUAGUAUCAACGAAAGUAGACUCGAUGAAACGAUAAGCACUGAUGUUGUCAGCAUACCAGGAUAUGAAAUGAUUGUUAAAAAUCGUAAUCGUGUGGGUGGCGGUGUUGCAAUUUACUAUUGCAGUGUUUUGAAUGUUAUGAAUAGGCAAGAUUUCCAGCGAAUGUUGAAGCUGUUUGUCUCGAGGUCACUAGGCCAAAAUCCAAACCCAUUUUAA
Paramuricea clavata is the source of this 1274-nucleotide messenger RNA. Lineage: Eukaryota; Metazoa; Cnidaria; Anthozoa; Malacalcyonacea; Plexauridae. The record is from the annotation of a GenBank genome assembly.